UCAAGUUUGUAGUAAUUUCUUCAUUAGAAUAUAUUCAAUAUUUGUAUAUACAUAAUAUAUUAUACAUACAGGGCCAGAUUGGUCUGGCGAGCUACUGAGUAAAACUGUGGGCCGGUUUUGAGUGGUUGUAUUUUUUUUUUUUUGAUAAAUUGGUACAAACAUUUGUAGAAAGUAUAAUUGAUUUGAAUUAUUUAAAUUAUAGUUAUUACAGUAAAUGUAAAAAUUCUAAAAUUGGUAGGCCAAUAUCUUGCCAUUCCAGCACUGCGUAAAAUAUUUUUCAAUAUAUACCUAGAUAAAUGAAAUAUGAUAAUGGUUAUUAGUAUUCAUGUCAAUUGUCAAUACAACAAUUAAAACGCUUCUAGCCACAGACUUGUAAAAAUAAUAUAAAUCCGUGUUUGUAACCUAUGUGUAAUGCGUAAGUUAGGUAUUCUUUUUGCAUAGAUGCUAAUAUUUUUAUAAUUAUGAUUUGAUAAUCAUUGUCUACAAAAACAACAAAUAUUUUACAAUCUAUGGAAUUGUUUACUGCAUAAUUAUUUUUAUAAAAUUGAAGUUAUAAAGUAAAAAGAUAAUUUUUGUAACAAUUUAUGAAGUAAAGAUGUCAGCUUACAGAAGUGUUGUUUCAUUAACAGAUCUUAUACCUUUUGUUUCUCAACUCAAAGAGAUGUUUUUUAAUUGGUUGACUUUGGAUAAUUGUAAUCGUGAACGUCUUAAGUUCAUAGUUGAAAAUAACAAAAAUACAGAAAUUAAAACAAUGGUAUUAGCCCUAGAACAAUGGGAUCAUUUUCAAAACUAUGGAGCUCCUGGUGUGGAAAUGGAGUUUGUCAGUUGUGACAAUACUAUCUUACGCGAAGUUGUAGAAUCCAGUAUUGUAUUAAAUGGAAUUAUACUUGAUAUGGAGUGUCAAAAAUAUUGA
Molecule: messenger RNA, 913 nt
Organism: Rhopalosiphum padi (bird cherry-oat aphid)
Lineage: Eukaryota; Metazoa; Arthropoda; Insecta; Hemiptera; Aphididae
Exons: 3
Coding region: 596-913 (105 amino acids)
Source: RefSeq, a predicted model, not a curated record